CUUACACAUGUAAGUACACAGAGCACCUCCACUUCCAGAGGAUCAGCCCGGCCAGAGUGACACAACUCUUCCUUCCCCAGCAGAUCGCAAUCAGCCCAGCCAGUGCGCAGCAGCAUCCACUCGCAGCUCAUCUUUCAAAAGGACAACAUCUUAUUUUAUUGUUCAAGAAAGAAGUAAUCUUGUGUCUAUAGGAAAACAAUGUUGUUAUGGGUGUUAGCCCUCUUAGUCCUUUGUGUUAUUCUAUGGAGCUAUACUCGUAAAAGGCAACCAAAGAUUGAAGACGUCACUGAUAAGUAUAUCUUCAUUACGGGGUGUGACUCCGGCUUUGGGAACUUGGCGGCCAGGACUUUUGAUAAAAAAGGAUUUCGUGUGAUUGCUACCUGUCUGACUGAGGCGGGAUCAACAGCGUUAAAGGCGGAAACCUCCGAGAGGCUUCACACUGUGCUUCUGGACGUGACUGACCCAGAGAAUGUCAAGAGGACCGCCCAGUGGGUGAAAGACCACGUUGGGGAAAAAGGGCUCUGGGGUCUGAUCAAUAAUGCUGGUGUUGUCGGCGUGCUGGCUCCAACCGACUGGCUGACAGUGAAGGACUACAGAGAACCCGUAGAAGUGAACCUGUUCGGACUCAUCGAUGUGACCUUAAAUAUGCUUCCCUUGGUCAAGAAAGCUCGAGGGAGGGUCAUCAAUGUCUCCAGCAUCGGGGGGCGUCUUGCAUUUGGUGGAGGAGGCUAUACACUAUCCAAAUAUGGAGUAGAAGCCUUCAAUGACUGCUUAAGGCGGGACAUGAAAGCUUUUGGUGUGCACGUUUCUUGCAUCGAACCAGGAUUAUUCAAAACAGGAUUAUCAGAUCCAGUAAAGACUGCUGAGAAGAAAUUUGCCAUUUGGAAGGACCUGUCUCCAGAUAUCAAACACCAAUAUGGAGAAGGUUACAUUGAAAAAUGUAUGGACAAACUGAAGGGCACAGUAUCCUUCGUGAACGUGGACCUCUCCCUGGUAGUGGAGUGCAUGGACCAUGCUCUCACAAGUCUCUUCCCUAAGACCCGUUAUGCUGCUGGAAAAGAUGCCAAGAUUUUCUGGAUACCUCUGUCUCACAUGCCAGCAGUGUUGCAAGACUUUUUAUUGUUGAAACAGAAAGUAAAGCUGGCUAAUCCCAAGGCAGUGUGACUCAGCUAACCACAAAUGUCUGCUGCAGGCUAUGAGUUUGGCUGAUAUCAAGGACAUCCCUCCUUUUUAAUUUUAUUCCUUACCUAACCCAACGUGGACUCAUUUAGAUCAUGCUUCCUUUGGUAAAGGAAGAGAUCCCACCAUCCCUGAUGUCCCAGAGUCCCUUCUCAAGCCUUCCUUGAAAAGAAG
This is a messenger RNA of Pipistrellus kuhlii (Kuhl's pipistrelle), 1353 nucleotides long. It is a transcript of the gene DHRS9, whose product is annotated as dehydrogenase/reductase 9. Bases 199 to 1164 code for a protein of 321 amino acids. The record is from RefSeq and is a predicted model, not a curated record. NCBI's taxonomy places the organism in Eukaryota, Metazoa, Chordata, Mammalia, Chiroptera, Vespertilionidae. The transcript has 5 exons.